AUGAAUGGAGAUUUUAUAAUUGGAGGGAUUUUCACAAUUCACUACUAUGCUAACUUUGAGCAGAACACCUACACCAGGCUACCACUACAGCCACGGUGCUCUGGGAGCAUGGACUUCAGGGAGCUGCGCUUCGCACGCGCCUUGACGUUCACCAUUCAUGAGAUCAACAGCAGAACAGAUCUCCUACCGGGAAUCACGUUGGGCUACCAGAUAUACGACUCGUGCUCUUCCUCGCCUAAAGCAGUUAACGUUGCAUUUCAAUUUGUGAAUGGUUUUGACCCAGCUUUUAAUGUCCGUCAUUCCUGUCCUAAAUCCUCACCUGCCGCGGUGUCAGGUAUCGUUGGAGAAACGUCUUCCACCCCGCCAAUUAGCAUGGCUAGAAUAUUGGGUCUUUUUGGAAUUCCACAGGUGAGUGUCUACGCAACCUGCGCGUGUCUGAACGAUAAACGUCAGUUUCCUACCUUCUUUAGGACAGUACCUAGUGACCAAACCCAAGCGGUCGCACUGGCGCGAAUGGUGAAGUAUUUUGGCUGGACAUGGAUUGGAGCAGUGCGCAGCGACACGGACUACGGAAACAACGGAAUGGCAGCGUUCCUAAAAGCUGCGCAGGAGGAGGGGAUCUGUGUGGAGUACUCCGAGGCCUACUACAGGACACAGCCGCGCAGUAAACUGGAGAGAGUGGCAAAUGUCAUACGCAGAUCAACAACCCGAGUAAUAGUAGCGAUUCUAGCCUCGGGCGACAUGAAGUUUCUUAUAGAGGAACUGGCACGAGAACCUCUGCCGCCGCUUCUGUGGAUCGGCAGUGAGACGUGGAUUACCGAUGCAGAAUUUUUGCGGUUUAACAUAUGCGCUGGUGCAUUAGGUUUUGGAGUCCCCCGGUCAGUUAUCCCAGGUUUUCAUGAGUUUCUAAUAGACCUCUCUCCAUCACAAGUCCUAAAAUCGCCCCUAUUAACGGAAUUUUGGGAGCGCUCGUUCAACUGUAGCCUAAAAGGGAGGACAGACCUCUCUGUGGGUGUGCGUCAGUGUGAUGGCAGUGAAGAUAUCCGCGCGCUACAGAACCCAUACACAGACACGUCUCAGUUGCGCAACACUAACUUGGUGUAUAAAGCUACGUACGCCAUAGCGCAUGCAAUUCAUGGUGUUAUUUGUAAUGACACUCAGUGUGACAAGACCAUUACAUUAUCACCAUGGCAGGUACACAACCAGCUAAAGAAAGUGAAUUUCACCACAAAGAAUGGUGAUCUGGUCAACUUUGAUUCAAAUGGGGAUCCUUUGACAAUCUAUGAGCUCAUAAACUGGCAGUUUAAGAAAGAUGGUGCUUUAGACUUUGUGACAGUGGGCUACUAUGAUUCAUCCAAACCGAGAGGACAGGAGUUCAGAAUGAGCAGUGCUAUCAGCUGGCCUGGAGGACAAACAGAGGUGCCAGUGUCUGUGUGCAGUGAGAGCUGUCCUCCAGGCACCAGGAAGGCUGUGCAGAAGGGAAGACCUGUCUGCUGUUUCAAGUGUAUACCAUGUGCUGAAGGAGAGAUCAGUAACAAAACAGACUCUUUGGCUUGUCUGCACUGCCCUGCUGAGUUCUGGCCCAACACAAAACAAGACAGCUGCCUCCCCAAGCCUGUUGAGUUCCUGUCCUUGGAUGACUCUUUGGGCAUUAUACUGACAGUGUUCUCUGUUGUUGGAGUCUUUGUGUCUGUAUGUAUAGCUGCUGUCUUCUACAAACACAGGGCGUCUCCCAUCGUCCGAGCUAACAACUCAGAGCUGAGUUUCCUGCUGCUCUUCUCUCUGACUCUGUGUUUCCUCUGUUCACUUACUUUCAUUGGUCAGCCCUCUGAGUGGUCCUGUAUGCUGCGCCACACAGCGUUUGGGAUCACCUUCGUCCUCUGCAUCUCCUGUGUUCUGGGGAAAACAAUAGUGGUGUUAAUGGCCUUCAGGGAUACACUUCCAGGCAGUAAUGUUACAAAAUGGUUUGGGCCUUCACAGCAGAGACUCAGUGUUCUGGCUUUCACUCUUAUACAGGUUCUUAUAUGUGUUAUUUGGUUAAAAUUAUCUCCUCCAUUCCCUUUCAAAAAUGUAAAGCUCUACAAGGAAAUAAUUAUUUUGGAAUGUGGCUUAGGUUCAACUAUAGGUUUCUGGGCUGUACUGGGUUAUAUAGGACUCCUGGCUUUCUUGUGUUUUAUUUUGGCUUUUCUAGCUCGGAAGUUGCCUGAUAACUUUAAUGAAACCAAAUUCAUCACAUUUAGUAUGCUUAUAUUCUGUGUAGUUUGGAUCACCUUUAUUCCAGUUUAUGUCAGCUCUCCUGGAAAAUUCACUGCAGCUAUGGAGAUAUUUGCUAUUCUGGCCUCAAGCUUUGGUUUGAUUAUUUGUAUUUUUGCUCCCAAGUGUUUCAUAAUUGUGUUUAGGCCAGAGCAGAAUACCAAGAAACACCUUAUGGGUAAAGUACCUUCUAAAGCUCUUUAA
Messenger RNA from Electrophorus electricus (electric eel), 2457 nucleotides. Its product is annotated as extracellular calcium-sensing receptor-like. Gene Ontology annotation, biological process: G protein-coupled receptor signaling pathway. Gene Ontology annotation, molecular function: G protein-coupled receptor activity. The record is from RefSeq and is a predicted model, not a curated record. Lineage: Eukaryota; Metazoa; Chordata; Actinopteri; Gymnotiformes; Gymnotidae. Gene Ontology annotation, cellular component: plasma membrane.